Limanda limanda (common dab) is the source of this 567-nucleotide messenger RNA. It is a transcript of the gene ppp1r1c, whose product is annotated as protein phosphatase 1, regulatory (inhibitor) subunit 1C. Gene Ontology annotation, cellular component: cytoplasm. The transcript is spliced from 6 exons. Gene Ontology annotation, biological process: intracellular signal transduction. The record is from RefSeq and is a predicted model, not a curated record. The coding region runs from base 73 to 567 and encodes 164 amino acids. Gene Ontology annotation, molecular function: protein phosphatase inhibitor activity. Lineage: Eukaryota; Metazoa; Chordata; Actinopteri; Pleuronectiformes; Pleuronectidae.
UAGACAGACACACACACACACUCUCUCUCUCUCUUUCCGUCUGUCUUUCUUUCUACCUCUCAGUCUGUGAUAAUGGAGCCCAGCAGUCCGAAGAAGAUCCAGUUUGCUGUGCCUCCUCUGCAGGGACAGCUGGACCCACAGGCCGCCGAACAUAUCCGCCGCAGACGACCGACUCCUGCGACUCUGCAGAUCUACAGACAACCUGGCACAGAUGUUGGAGAUCAGAACAACGCCAGCGGAGAAUCACAGGAGUCAGAUUCGUCUCAGAGGAAGCAGAGCACCUUCGCCCCCCCCACCAUGAAAGAGCUUCAGCUGGGGGUGGAGCAACAUCUCCUGGGGGCGGGGCUGAGCGAGACGGACGGUGGCCAGCUGAGCCCAAUCACAGCGCAGCUCUAUGCCACCGGUCCUCUGUGGGCCAAUCACAACGGGCCAGAGGAAGCCAACGGGAACGAGGUGCCGUUAGCCAAUCAGGAGAGAGGAGUGGCCGAGAGCAACAGUUUAGGGGGGAAACUGGAUAGUGCUGUGCCCGAGGAGGAAGAGGAGGAGAACAUCCCUCAGGACGACUGA